AUGAGCGGCCCCCAAGUUCUUGCUUUGAACACCAUGGCUAUGGGCGACAGCCUGUCGGUUGAAGUGGGACAAGCUGCACAUUACGCCAUCUUACGGCAACACUGUGGAGCACUGUUGCCUGGAGAAGCCUUAGUGUAUAGGCAGCCAAUUCCCAAAGGUGACACCAUCGAACUUCUAGCGAUAGAUGAUCAUGUGUGCUUCCAAAAGGUUCUCCACAAAAACCUUGUGAAAGCGCCCGCUUUGCGUGACACCGUCAUUUUCUCAAAUGCAACUAAGAGCUAUAAGCAUGUUGGCCUUGUGUUGAAUGACAGUAAGAAGCGGCGUAACUUGACGCAAGGGACAGUCCUAGGAGCCGAGAUUGACGGAGUCAAAGGCGUCGUGGGACCACCGCGCGACCGGACCUUAGCACUCUCACUGGUGUCCGCUGCUGUUGCAAAACGCGGAGUCCUUUUCGAUGCGGUAGUCCUGCAGUCCGGCCGUAGGUCUUGGGGUUCCGCCCUAGAGGGUUUUGGUCUUCGGGUUCUUUACAAGGAGUUUGUAGUUGUGUCAGAAGCCAGCGUUGCUGCUUUCGAGGAUCGCUGCACCCCGUCUGUGGACCGGGUCUUUGAGCGAGGCCCUGAAGUUGGCCUGUCAACAGCCGUUUUCUCUGAAGAGCUGCCCUUCGGACUUUCCAGUCGUCUUGGCGCCGGUUCUGCUGCCGCCGCUCGUGGGUAUGUGCCACGCAUGCCCUGGGCCGCUCGUGAGUACACUGCCAAGCGCUUUAACGUUGACUGUGGCCUCAACUUCUUGCGGCAAGAGCCGGGUGAUGAGCCCUACGCUCCUCGCGAGUGGCACGAGGACCCUGAGUGGAUCUCCGAGCUGUGUCGGUCUUUGCGGUUUAGGGACAACGUUGCUGAUCCGCCGAGCCGUGGCAAGGACGUAGCGCCUCCCAGCCGGGAAAUGGCACGGUGGCUCAUCGAACUGCUGAAGGGAGACACCCGCCGCUUUGAGACUGUGGUCGAGUCGGCGAGGGUCCCGCGCAACCCUGCGCGAUGGUUGCGGUUCCUGUUACUUUUAGCAGGUGACAUCGAAAGGAAUCCUGGGCCUCUCCUGAGCAAGCCACAGCCCCGAGGCCCUUUGAACUUGGAGGAUGGCUUUGCAGCCAGCACGGCUCACAAGAUGACCAAGAGUUUCCGCGCUUUCUUAGUUUGGCUCCAGAACGAGGCUCAGUGCAACAGCGAGGCCGUCUUUUCGUCAGCUGAGGCUACGGCCAUGGCCUUGCGAGGUUACGGCUUGCACCUGUACGAGACCGGCAU
Symbiodinium necroappetens is the source of this 1295-nucleotide messenger RNA. The record is from the annotation of a GenBank genome assembly. NCBI's taxonomy places the organism in Eukaryota, Dinophyceae, Suessiales, Symbiodiniaceae.